AUGUGUAUUACAUUAACGAUCUGCCAAGCUAAGCCAGCAGAUACUAGCAAGGAUACUACGAAUAUAAUUCAAACUCCUCACAUUGAGUUUCGGAAAGCCUAUGCCGAGCUUAUGUUGACCUACAUGAAUCGGAGUGUGUCGCCCUGCGACGACUUCUAUGAAUACGCAUGUGGAAAUUGGAAGAAUGUCAAGCUCGACAAAUACACACCAUUUAGUCGCAGCAGCUUUGGAGACAUUAUCUUUAAGCUAAAUGAUGCGGUGCACGAAAUGCUGUCCAAGUCGACUGAAAAACUUGAUAUGGAUUAUGGCAGAGAGCUUUACCUUGCACAACAGUUCUAUAAUGCCUGCCUUAGGGCCGAUCUCUACCCGAUGCAAGCAAGCGACCACGCUUAUCUGGAUCUAAUUAGUUCUAUUGGUGGUUUUCCAGCUAUAGACCCUACGUGGGAGCCAGAAAACUUCAGCUGGUUCAACAUGAGCGCCCACUUGACCAACUACGGAGCAGAAGGGCUCAUAAAUGAGGAAUUACUCACGGAUAUUCCAACAUUUCAUCUUUCGAAGCUGGGAUUUAAAUACAUGGUCUAUAGCGAUAAUAUAGCGACAAACACUACGCAGGCGUACAAGGACAACGAGAAGCGCAUGCGCAACUAUUUGCGCCUCUACGGCAUGGCGGAUGAACAGAUUUCGAAGGUAAUCCAUGAUAUCUUCGCCUUCUGGAGGGAUGUUCUAAUAAUUAGAGAUCGUUUUGCGGAUGAUACAAAUAAGUGUGAAGAGCUGACAAUUGAAUUGGAUGUAGAAACAUUUUCACAAUGGCCGAGCUAUUAUGAGAUUGUCUGGCAGGGGAACAGCUUUGACUUUGAGGAUUUCGAGCAUUACUGUGAUUUUUUCUAUAUGGAGCUGGAAAAAGUGUGUGAGAAACAUAAGCCCGCAGUGGCAAAUUACCUGGCCAUGAAGCUGCUCUACGAAUUAGAUGCCAAGCUAGCAGCUACUGAAGAGCAACCCGAAUAUUGUGCCCUCACGAUGUAUGAAACACUGCCCUUCCUGUUGGGGGAAUUGUAUGUAGAGAAAUACUUAACUGCCGAUAUUUAUGGCGACAUUGCAGUUAUUGUCAGUGAGAUUCGUAAGGGCUUUCGUCACCUUUUGAUAAAUGCUGACUGGCUUAAAAAAGGAUUGCGGCGGAAAUUGCUGCAGAAAGAGUCUGAGGUGCAGACCCAUAUUGGCCGCUUCAAGGAUCCUAAACUUAUAAAACGUCUGAUUGAGGAAAUGAACAAGCUUGCCAUUUCACAAGAAAGUUACGCCAAAAGUAACAUCGACUUAAAACAUUUUAAGAUGUUUAUGAAACGGUAUUUGGGCCAUAUCGAUGCACAAUCCUUAAGCUCUACAGACUUAAAGCCUAUAGAGGUGUUAGGGUCUAUGCUGUUGAAUGCCAUUUACUACUCUGAGGACAAUUCAGUCUAUAUAAUGGCAGGGAUACUCCACCUGCCUGUCUAUCACAAAUAUUGGCCAAGUGCGAUGAAAUUCGGUGCCACCGGCGCCGUGGUGGGUCACGAACUCACGCACGCCUUCGAUUCCGAGGAGGCUCUUGAUGAUAUUCCCUGGCCAAGAAAUAUGUACAGUGCUCUGAAUGAGCGUACUCAGUGCUUUGUGGAUCACUAUAAUGGUUAUAAGAUACCGGAAAUUAAACGCACAGUAAAUGGCCACAAAACCAAAGAGGAAAACAUAGCGGACAGUGGAGGAUUACGGGCAGCAUUCAUAGCCUAUCACAACCAUAUAAAGCAAUUGCAAAGGAACGACCCAAAAUUUACAAUUGACAGUGAAUUAAUGCCGGGUUUGGAUCUAUUGCCGAAUCAACUGUUCUUUCUAAGCUUUGCACAGACAUAUUGUGCGGACUUUACAGAUGCGGAUUACUGGCUGGGGCUAAUCGAUGAGCAUACGCCAGAGAAGUACCGUGUUUUGGGCGCUGUAACCAAUAAUGAGGACUUUGCGCAUGUCUUUCAAUGUCCGCUGGGCAGUCCAAUGAAUCCCACGAUGAACAAAUGCCAACUUUGGUAA
This is a messenger RNA of Scaptodrosophila lebanonensis, 2049 nucleotides long. Its product is annotated as neprilysin-1-like. Gene Ontology annotation, biological process: protein processing. The record is from RefSeq and is a predicted model, not a curated record. NCBI's taxonomy places the organism in Eukaryota, Metazoa, Arthropoda, Insecta, Diptera, Drosophilidae. Gene Ontology annotation, molecular function: metalloendopeptidase activity. The transcript is spliced from 2 exons. Bases 1 to 2049 code for a protein of 682 amino acids. Gene Ontology annotation, cellular component: plasma membrane.